AUGAACGUGCGGCGUGGAAGUUGCAUUGUGAACCGUUUGUCCAGUGCAAGGCGAAUGAGUGUCAGUGGGUCAGCCGCCACAGCAGGAGUACCUUCGCCAAGGGCCUGCGAUGCCUUUCCGUAUGCCUCGCGCGAUGAGGAACGCAUUGUCAAGACGACGUUGCAUGACAUUGCGUCGCAAGCAGACAUGAAGCUUUCCUUGAAGGUCUAUCAUUUCCAAGAGCUUUCUCGGACAUCUUUGAUGGAUGAUAUGCUGCAAAGGGACUCCCGGUAUGCUCGCCUGAAGCAAGACUUGCGUGAAGAUGUGUCUCAUCUUUCGCCCGCACAGCUUGUAGCAGCAAUGGUCUCCUGUGGACGCCUGCAAGUUCGAGAGAAGGCCCUCUGGUGGGACUUGGCGCGUGCGGUGGAACGGCACACUGUGAAAACACGCAGUGGUGCUCCAGGCCUUCAGCAUUCGCAGAUUUGUCUCACCAUGUAUUCCUUGGGCAAAGCCGGCAUACGGAUCAAGGAUCGUUUCUACUACCGUCUUUUCAAGCUCAUGGUGAAGAAUGCUGAAGUUUGGACAGAAUUCGACAUGGCUUGGAUUCUGUAUGCCAUGCGGAAGCGCAGGUUGAAAGCUUUCAACCAGGAUCUGCCAGAACAUCAAAUGUGGGCCAAAGUUACGAUCAACAUCGCCGCUUACUUCAGGCAAAAGCUUCAUUUCAUAUCCCCACAGGGCAUUGUUUUCAUUCUCUACGAGUUCGCCAAGCUUGGGCUAUACCCAGGCCGGUGCAUCUUUCAAGCAGGCCGCCGGGUCCGAAAGCAUGUAGGCUUGCUGAACAACAAAGCGCUGGUCUGUUUGGCGGUGACACUUGCUAGAUUCGACUGGCCGGAACGGCGCUUGUUGAAAAGGUUGAGCUCUGAGGUGGCCAUGCCUCGGCGCAUGGUGCAGCUGCAUCCCAACAUGCUGGCAGUGAUCCUGCACUCUUACGCCAGGCUGGGCAUUCGGGACGUAACGAUGUUGGAAAAUGUCACCGAGAAGCUUGCCCGUUCCAUCGACAAACUGGGCCGGAAGUAUACAACCAUGGUGGCCCUCUCUUUGGGUCGACUCGGGGUGCGUGGCAACCUCUGGAAGCCGCUCGCUGAGCGCAUCUCUGGACAAAUCGACUAUUACUCACCAGCUGACUUGGCAUUGAUUGCCCAUGGCUUUGGCAAGGUUGCUGUGCGUGAUCCAAACUUGUUGGAGGGUGCGCUUGCGGAUGCCGCUGUGGGAAGCGUUGCGGGAUUUACGCCCAAGCUUGUGGCCUGCCUGCUGGAUGGCCUGACCCUGGCAGGAUGCCUGCAAGAAGAUGUCUUCCGAUGCUUCAUGGAGGAAUACAUCCGUUUGGGUUCAAUCGGUGGACGGCAGCGGCAAUCCAUGAUGGCAAGAGUGCUUUUUGCUGUUGUCUUGGAACGAAAGCACUGGCUGGAAAGUCAGAAUGCAGCGUGGCAGCCCCUGCUGAAUCGUCUCCAGUUUGCCCCCGUAGAUGCACCGCCGCGGCCGUACCACCGCGAGCUGCUUUGCUGUGCCGCGGCGCUGUCACUGACGGAAGCCAGAGCACGGCGCAGGAAAGGUCCUUAUAUGGUGGAUUUGCAUGUGCCAGUUGAGGCUCACAUCCCCGCGACUCCAGGGGCAAAGAGGGUGAUCUCAGCUUUGGCAGUACAUCUCAUGGCUGAAGCCGAGUUCUGCCCCUUGACCGGGGAGCUAUUGGGCCCCACGCGGCUGAAACGGCGCCAGCUGGACCGUAUGGAGCUGCAGCACAUCGGACUUCGGCGCAAAGAAUGGUUGGCCUUGCCUGACACUGAGGCGCGAGUCACGGCCCUUGAGACAUUAUUGUCGAACUACGUUCCGCUUCGGCGCCGGCCUGUUGAAGUGUGGAUGUCUCUACAGGCAAUCUGUGCGUCUGCCUGGUAA
Symbiodinium pilosum is the source of this 1932-nucleotide messenger RNA. Lineage: Eukaryota; Dinophyceae; Suessiales; Symbiodiniaceae. The record is from the annotation of a GenBank genome assembly.